Diorhabda carinulata is the source of this 600-nucleotide messenger RNA. RefSeq names its product RNA-binding protein 8A (gene tsu). Gene Ontology annotation, biological process: RNA splicing. Lineage: Eukaryota; Metazoa; Arthropoda; Insecta; Coleoptera; Chrysomelidae. The record is from RefSeq and is a predicted model, not a curated record. The transcript has a single exon. The coding region runs from base 7 to 537 and encodes 176 amino acids. Gene Ontology annotation, cellular component: cytoplasm; exon-exon junction complex; nucleus. Gene Ontology annotation, molecular function: mRNA binding.
CAUUUUAUGAGGUUAAAUAUCAUCAUCAAUAGUUUCUACACAAUGGCCGAUGUAUUAGAUAUAAACGACGCUGUCGAUUUAGAUGUUGAAGACGAAGGUGAACAAAGUGUUUUAAGAUUAAAAGAUAAAGUAAUCAAAAGAAAAGGACGCGGUUUCGGUCCCGGUGAAGGUAGAGAACACGAAAAAAUACGAGGUUACGAAUCAAUAGACGCCGGAGAACAUGGAGACGAACAAGGUCCCCAAAAAUCAGUCGAAGGAUGGAUAUUAUUCGUUACAUCCGUUCACGAAGAAGCCACGGAAGAAGAUCUGAGUAAAAAGUUUUCCGAUUACGGUGUUAUUAAAAAUAUUAGUAUUAAUUUGGAUAGAAGAACUGGGUUUUUGAAAGGUUACGCUUUAAUUGAAUACGGUACAUACGAGGAAGCCGCUAGUGCUAGAGAGGAAUUGAACGGGUCUUCUUUGUUGGGGCAAACCAUUGCUGUGGAUUGGUGUUUCGUUAAAGGGGCCAAGAAACAAAAAAAGCGAAGCAAAAGACAUUGAAUGUGUUAGAAUUUUAUUUAUAUCACUUUUGUGGCACUGAAGAUAAUAUAAAACGUUUUUGUA